Messenger RNA from Calypte anna (Anna's hummingbird), 1950 nucleotides. RefSeq names its product solute carrier family 16 member 2 (gene SLC16A2). NCBI's taxonomy places the organism in Eukaryota, Metazoa, Chordata, Aves, Apodiformes, Trochilidae. The record is from RefSeq and is a predicted model, not a curated record. Gene Ontology annotation, biological process: transmembrane transport. Gene Ontology annotation, molecular function: thyroid hormone transmembrane transporter activity; monocarboxylic acid transmembrane transporter activity.
AUGUGGGACCGGCUGCGGGGCAGUCGGGCGGCGGGCGGCGGCCGGAGCGCGGCCGCGAUGGCGCAGCGGGAGGAGAAGGAGCCGGGGGCGAGCGAGGGAGAAUCGGGAAGCGGGGUUGGGGCCGACGCCGAGCGGGGAUCGAGCGGAGCCGCCGCUCCUGCUGCUGCUGCUCCUGCUGCUGCUCCCUUCCAGCCCCCCGAAGGUGGUUUCGGCUGGGUGGUGGUCUUCGCCGCCGCUUGGUGCAACGGUUCCAUCUUCGGCAUCCAUAAUUCCUUCGGGAUCCUCUACAUGAUGCUGCAGAACGACCUGGGGGAAGGGGAGAACGACCCCGCGUUGGAGUUUAAAACAGCAUGGGUUGGCUCCUUGGCCAUGGGCAUGAUUUUUUUCUGCUCUCCCAUCGUCAGCAUCUUCACCGACCGGAUCGGCUGCAGGACCACGGCAGCCAUGGGAGCUGCCAUUGCCUUCAUUGGACUCCUCUCCAGCUCCCUUCACCAAGUAAGAUCUCUGGAAGUUCGUUACUUCACCUACGGGAUCCUCUUUGGCUGUGGCAGCUCCUUUGCCUUCCAGCCCUCCUUGGUCAUCCUCGGUCACUACUUCAAGCGCCGCCUGGGCUUGGCCAACGGGCUGGUGGCUGGAGGCAGCUGCCUCCUCUCCGUGCCUCUCCCCUUCUUCCUGAAGAUGGUGGGGAAGGCCAUCGGGCUGGCCCAUACUUUCCAAGUACUCAGUGCCUUAAUGCUCAUCCAGAUCUUCUUGUCCUUGACCUACCGGCCCAUCUUGCCACCUUCUUGUGACUCUCAGCACGACGGGCAGGACAAGCUGGGCAGUCGGAGUAUGAGGCAGCAGUGCUGGGCCCAGACACGCAAAUAUUUCAACUUGAGGGUUUUCCGGAGAAAAACCUAUCGGAUCUGGGCCUUCGGGAUCGCCACGGCCGUCCUGGGAUAUCUCGUUCCUUACCUGAACCUGGUAAAAUACGUGGAGAAACGAUUUCAGGAAACCAAAAAGGACUGGAUCCUCCUGGUCUGCAUGGGAGGCAUGGCAGGCCUGGGGCGCUUGGUUUCGGGCCGCAUUGGUGACUGCAUCCCCGGGCUGAAGAAGAUUUACCUGCAGGUUGUGUCCUUCAUGCUGUUGGGCCUCCUCUGCAUGAUGAUCCCGCAGUGCCAAGGGUUCGAGGGCGUCAUUGUCAUCUGCCUCUUCCUUGGCCUUUGCGAUGGCUUCUUCACCACCAUCAUAGCCCCCAUCGCCUUCGAGCUGGUGGGGCCAAUGCAGGCAUCCCAGGCCAUAGGGUACCUCAUGGGGCUGAUGGCCGUGCCCAUGACGGCGGGCACGCCGAUAGCAGGAUACCUCAACGAUUAUUUUGGGAAUUACGACGCGGCUUUUUAUUUCGCCGGGGUCCCCCCCAUCAUCGGUGGUUUGGUGCUUUCCUUCGUCCCCCUGAUCCACCAGAGGAUGCUGAAAAAGCAACGUUUGGAUUCUGGCAAAGACAAGAUGCUGGGUUCAGAGGCAGUGGUCAACGGGGAGCUGCUGCCGGGUGCCCCGGCCUCCGAAGCCCACAUGUAAAAACCUCCUCUCCCGGCCUCACCGGUGCCACCAGCAGCUUCUCUGUAGCCCAAGCACAGGCUCUUUUCUAGCUGGACCAUAAAUCUUGAUGAUUGCAGAUGCACUGUGUUUGUAAAGGAGAAAAAACAAACAAACAAGCAAACAAAAACCAACAAAAAACCCCACAUUCUUCUGGUUAAAGGUUUUUAACUGGCAGAAUCACUCUUUUUGGGGGGACAGUUUUGAUUUCCAAGCCACCUCCUUGGGUUGUUUUUUGGUUUUUUUUCCUCUAACCAUUUUUUCUAAGGAGAACUCCCACCAGGAUUCACACUUGACCCAUCUCCCCUCCCCAGUUUUCUCUAUGUCACGACAGAGGUUUACAGCUAAUAAAUGCCUUUUUUACAGCAGGUCACA